CCUUGCUUCUUACUUACUGGGGUUGUCAUUUUGUUAAGCAUUUCUUGCUUUCUGGCUAUGGAAAUUCUUCGAACUUCUUUGCUUUCUGGUAACCCCUUACUCAUUGAAACCUCUCUCCCACAAAAACCCAACAAUUCCUUCAUAUUUCAAGCUUCCACAGACACAACCAACGUUUCUACUGGCACCACACUCUCAAACCAAGCAAACCCACAAACCCAUCUCUCUUUUUCCUCCAAAAAGACUACCAAGCUCAGCAAUAACCCAAGAGCUGAAACCAAUUCUGAAAUUGGUCAUUGCAUUUCUUUACUAAAGAGUAACCCUGUGUGUGACUGUAGACAGAUUCAUGCUCAAGCUCUGAAGUUGAACGCUUUUGAAGAGAAUGGUUGGAUUGGAAACAAGCUUGCUAUGCUAUACUCGAAGAAUAAGGAGUUCUUAGACUAUGCCCGUAAGUUGUUCAACGAUAUUCCCAAGCGAAAGAUUCCCGUUUACACAUCGUUGAUAAGUGCUUAUUGUCGGUCAGAGCAGUGGGAAGACCUGUUUUUGGUGUUUAGGUUGAUGGUUGAUGAAGGCAUGUUACCUGAUAAAUAUGUUGUACCUACAGUUCUGAAAGCGUGUGCUCUGGUGCGGAUGUUAAGGACAGGUAAAAUGAUUCAUGGGUUUGUGAUAAGGAUGGGGAUGAACUCUGAUGUUUUUGUUGGGAAUGCGCUUAUUGAUUUUUAUGCCAACUAUGUGGUUUCAUGGACUGCCCUUGUUUCUGCUUUCAUGAAUGAAGGCCUUUUUGAAGAGGCAAUUGAGGUUUUCAAGUCCAUGCAGCUGAACGGGGUCAAGCCUGAUUUGAUCUCUUGGAAUGCACUUGUAUCGGGGUUUGCACACAAUGGAGAGAUUGAUUUAGCUCUUCAAUAUUUGGAAGCAAUGCAAGAAGAAGGGUUGAGGCCGAGGGCUAAUACUUGGAAUGGAAUCAUUUCGGGUUGUAUUCAGAAUGAGUAUUUCGAGGAUGCUUUGGAUGCGUUCUAUAAUAUGUUAUGUUUCCCCGAGGAUCCAAAUUUUGUUACAAUUGCAAGCAUUUUACCAGCUUGUGCAGGCCUAAAAGAUUUAAACUUAGGCAGGGCUGUUCAUGGGUUUGCUCUGAAGCGUCAGCUUUGUGGAAACAUGCACGUGGAAGGUUCAUUAAUUGAUAUGUAUUCAAAAUGUGGGAUGAAAGAUUACGCAGAGAAUAUCUUUUCCAAGGCAGAGAACAAAAGUAUUGCCAUGUGGAAUGAGAUGAUUGCAGUUUAUGUAAAUGCAGGAGACGCAAGGAAGGGAUUAGAGCUUCUUAGAGUGAUGCAUCAUUUUGGCUUAAAACCUGACGUGGUAUCUUAUAACACAAUAUUGGCUGGCCAUGCAAGAAAUGGGCAAAUAAAUGAGGCAUAUGAGCUGCUUUAUGAGAUGGCCCGGAUGGAGUUGAAGCCAAAUAUUAUUUCUUUCAACGUUUUGAUUUCUGGUUUUCAACAAUUUGGGCUUAGUUUUGAAGCUUUGAAAUUGUUCCAGACCAUGCAAUCCCCAUUGAAUGGUUGCGUUGGUAAUGAUGUGCUCCAUGAGUCAACCCAACCAAACUCCAUUACUAUUGCCGGUGCUCUUGCAGCUUGUGCUGAUCUGAAUCUACCAUGCCAAGGGAAGCAAAUCCAUGGAUACGCGUUAAAGAAUGGCUUUGAGCCUAAUAUCUAUAUCUCAAGCGCAUUGGUUGACAUGUAUUCAAAAUGUCUUGAUAUUGUUUCAGCAACUAAAGUAUUCAGGAGAACUGAAGAUAGAAACACAAUCUGUUGGAAUACUUUGAUUGCAGGCCAUGUCCACAACAUGCAGCUGGACCGAGCUCUUGAACUUUUCUGUGAAAUGCUGGAAGAAGGUCUUGGACCAAGCUCUAUUACGCUUAUGAUACUUCUCCUCACUUGUGGUGAUAUGGAAGCUCUGAGAUUUGGAAGAGAAUUACAUGGCCAUAUCAUAAAGAGUAAGCUCAAUCAAUCUAAUUAUGCCCUUGCAAGUGCCUUGAUAGGCAUGUAUGCUAAGUGUGGUAGAAUCAAGGAUGCCAAAUCGCUGUUUGACUUUGAAGUUAAAAAAGAUGCUUCUGUAUGGAAUUCCAUGCUAUCUGCUAAUUCGACUAAUGGAAUGGCCAAGAAGGCCAUUGCCUUGUUUGGAGAGAUGGAGUUAGCAGCACCUGUGCUUGAGAUAUAA
This is a messenger RNA of Prunus mume (Japanese apricot), 2208 nucleotides long. NCBI's taxonomy places the organism in Eukaryota, Viridiplantae, Streptophyta, Magnoliopsida, Rosales, Rosaceae. The record is from RefSeq and is a predicted model, not a curated record.